CCGGUCCCAACUAGUCUUCGGUGACGAAUGCUUCAUUCACUUAGGAAUUAAAUAAGUAUUUGGGAAUUAUUAAUCUCACUCAACAUUAAUUUGUGAAUUUACCAAAUUUCAGUUUCAUCGUUCACAAAUCACCGUUAAUCGUUAGUAGUGCCAUUUCUUGACAAAUAAUUAUAGUCUAUUUAUCAGUAUUUCCGCCAUGAUACAUGACAAGAGGAGGAAAAUGGUGUUAUCAUCGAUCGCCAUUGCUUUAGGAAUUUUCUUCGUUUUCAUCAUAUUUUCAACCAGGAUCAAAUUAAUUCCAAAAAAGCUGUGUCAAAAAUUUGGAGAUCUUCUCUACAUGGACAAAACGACCGGAAAUUGGUCCUGUCAUGGUUCACGCUAUGCCCAAGGUCCUUGUUCUGAGGACAUGAUCCUCUUCCCUCUGCCAACCAAUCGAAGCGUGGGCGUUUGUCAGUGCGACAAUAUUCGAAGUAAUCGACUCCUCGUAUAUCACAAGGAGACGGAUAAGUGCUACUUUAUAUUUACACGACAAACGUUCUGCAAGGAUGACGAGUGGGUCACACUUUCGUCGUUCGACCACUAUAGUGCGAUUUGUACCCCAAACGUCUGUCUAAAUCAGGUACGAACAGUAAAGGACCCGCAACCAGAUUCCGAGUGGGUACCGUUAAAUGAUGGAUCUUGCGCAAUUCUUGGAAUGAAACACGAAUCCUGCCCUCCAGCUGGUCGAGAGGAUCAAGUUAUUCGAUUUUUCAAACAUAAAAUAUUUCCUGCGUGCAGUUAUCAUCACGACGAGGAAAGGAGUAAAAGGUACGGAAGAAUAUUUGCCGCAGGAGUGAGCGUUCCUCGGAUGAUUUGUCCGGAAGGCUUUUACGAGACCGAGUUGGGCUUGUGUGCAGUGGAAUUUGAUGAUAGUUAGUAAUUAACUAUAUGUUUAGUUAUUUUAUAGCCGAUCUUGUUAAGUAUUGUGUAAUUUUGUUAUUCGGAAAUUAGUAAAUUUUCUGCAGUAUUGCUACAUCA
Folsomia candida is the source of this 1017-nucleotide messenger RNA. RefSeq lists its product as uncharacterized. The record is from RefSeq and is a predicted model, not a curated record. Bases 197 to 916 code for a protein of 239 amino acids. The transcript has 3 exons. Lineage: Eukaryota; Metazoa; Arthropoda; Collembola; Entomobryomorpha; Isotomidae.